Messenger RNA from Cloeon dipterum, 2829 nucleotides. RefSeq lists its product as uncharacterized. Lineage: Eukaryota; Metazoa; Arthropoda; Insecta; Ephemeroptera; Baetidae. Bases 169 to 2289 code for a protein of 706 amino acids. The record is from RefSeq and is a predicted model, not a curated record. The transcript has 2 exons.
GUUUAUUCAGCUGCUGCUGGUGCUGGCUGCGGACGGUGUAUCGGUAGCCGUCGGUUGGCCAAAAGAACCGGUUGUUGGGGCCCUCAGCAGUUAGUUGUUGCCGAGAAGCGGACGAGAGCACGUCGCCAUGCCCUUGCAGUGCAGUGAACGGCGGAGAGUGCGAGCCAAAUGAUGAAGCGCUGGAGCCCGAGGGCGUCGCCCCUGCGGUUGUCGCAGCUGUCGCCGCUCGCGUCCGAGGACGACGUCGGGCCGCGCUCCGGAGGGUGCACGGUGGUGCUCGACCAGCUGCCCUCGGAUAUGCUCGAGUCGUUGUCGUCGGACGGGCACGUUCGGAUGGGCCUGCCGACGCCGCCCGACUCGGUGCGCGGCGACGACAGCACCAGCGUCGUCGAGCAAGACACCGUGUCCGACCUGCUCAGGGACAUGGUGGACAGGCUGGACACGCCGGUCAGCCACGUCAGACGCAAGAAGAAACGCAAGUCGAAGAAAAGUAGGCACCACCAUGAGCACCAGGAGAGGCCGCGAGUCAGUCCGAUCUUCGUGUGGGUCAAACAGGCCGAGGAGGGCGUCAUCGGGGAGGUGUGGUGCGAGGAUUACGACAUUCGCAACAGGCUCAGGCUGACGAAGACGCCGGCCGGCUGGAGGGCCAUCCCCCGGACCAACACCCUGUCCGAGAUGCAGAGCGCCCUCCGCAGGGACAGCUCCGACAGCGCUGGUUUCAGCGAGGAGGAGCUCUCCGAGCGAGAGGAGGACAAGGCCAAGUCCCAAAACGUGCAGGUCGACCCUGAGAGCGACCCUGAGCGGGAGGAUGUCCCUGACGAGGAUGACGACGAGGAAGGUGGAUUUCCUGCGCGAGAGGACGCUCAUGCGCAAAUCGAGACUGGACCUGUUGUUCCUGAAGCGGAUGAAAAUGAAAAUCACCCUGAGGAGGAGGAGGAGGCGGCCGACCUUCCUGAGGGGGAGGAUACCUUGAUGGACGAUGCAGAGGACGAGUCGGAGUGCGAAGAAGCUUCACCUGAGAAGGACUGCGGUGUUGCCGACGCUUCUGAAUGCUCCAUCAAGGACAAGGACGAAUUUGUUGACAAGCCGCGGGAGCAGGCGGCAGUGGUCGAAAAAAGUGAGAAGCCGGCGCAAUCGGUGCCAGAGGAGAUUAAGGAGAAGAAAGUGACCGUGUUGAACCUGAAGGGAUACAGUGUUAAAAUGGAGGUUCCGGAAGAAGAGGAAGUGGUGAUCAACCCCGAGCAGGUGGCCGACCUGAGCGCCAAGAAGCGAGAGCCGGGCCCUUUGCCAUGCCGCAGCCCCUUGAUUCGCCUGCCUCCCCUCCCUCGCAAACCCCUGCCGAGCCCGGUCCUGCAGCAGCCUCCCUGCGAGUAUCGGACACCCAGUCCGGCGCACCAGGCCCUGCCAGUGGCCUUGCCCGGCGUGCCCAGGCCCAUGCUGUCACCGCUGCCAGCCCACGUUCACGAGAGGCCGAUGAAGAGGACCAUCGAGAACACCGAGGUGCCGGCCAAGAAGCAAAAGCAGGAGCCCACCCUGAGGGAGCUGCUGCGGGAGAAGAAGCAGGAGUCGAUGUUGAUGGAGCUUUUGAUCACGAACCAUUCCACCACCCCCAAGAGGGUCCAGCCACCCCCUGCGCCUGCGGCGCCCCUGGACGCGUUAGCGCAGCUGAGACUGGUCAUGUCCAAACUCAGGGUGCCGGACCCUCUGCUGAUCCCCCAGUCGAGACUAUCGGCCCUCUUCGCCAGCCCUGCGACCGAGAUCCCCCGGUUGCUCGCCCUGCCCCCUGCACCCCUCUCGCCAGACGUGAUCGCCGUUUCCCUGGACCGGCUGCAGGCGCUGCUCCAGCGGUCCGACUCGGAGCUGCUCGCGUGGGCCGCGCACGAUUGGGCCCUUCCGAAGCCGCCCGCGUGGCCGCCGGCCGACCUGACCGCCCUCCACCUGGCGGCCAUGGGCUUCUGCGUGCCGCCCCCGAUGGAUACGUGGCACACUCCUCCGCCACCCACCAAGCAAAUGCAAUUCACGCCCGCCGCAGCUGCGCCGAUGAAAAAUCCACCAGCCCAAGGGCCACCAAAGCCCCGCAUCGCCUGCAAGGCGCUAAGCGACCUGAUGCCCAAGAAAAACAAGCAGGCCCCCAAACAGAGUGGUCCACUAGUCUCGCCGCCUCCCAGUCUCACUAUGGGCUUGCAAGGGGCAACCAGAAAUCUUCCUCAACUCUGGCAUCCCCUUUUUGGAAGCCACACGAGCGACUCGUGGAACUGGAGGAAAACUGUCCCCGUUCACGGCGACUGAUGGGUUGGUUGUUGUCUUCGGCGGGACACUGCUACUCUCGCCUCAUUGUGAUACUUGUCAGCACCUGGCCCAGCACUGAGUGCCAUUUGAUGAACAGUACACAUCGGCUGCACCCGGACAGUGUGAAUCAAAUUCAUCGCGCGACGACAUAGUGAGAGAGACAGCCAGAUGACAGUUGUGUGCGGCCGGUGCUGACUGAGCAUAUAUACCAAAGCAUAAAUCGCGUUAAUUAUUAAAUAUUUAAUAUUAUUAAUAAUUUAAGACUCUUCUACUGGCCAGUCCUGCGUGGACGAAUGAAAACAAGCCAGUCUUUCGUUCAUAUACCCUCAUCUGCGUAUAAUAGAGAGAAACUAUGUUUCCAUUUUUUCGGUCAUUUUUUAUUUGUGUCUUUAUAGCUAAACCGAGACCAGUCCAAAAACAAAAACUCGCGGGUACAAAAUCGAGAAAAAAAAGUUGCUACGAAAAGUUGAUGUGAAAAUUAUUACGUCAGUGGUUGUACUUCUAAAAUAAAGUCCCCUGUACAGAAUUAUACACAGUGAA